AUGUUUCCAAAAAGUACAUCUAGUGUCUCCUGACGUACAAUGAAAUAUCGAAAUAUGACAAUUUACAUAACUCUUAUAUGUAUUUUCAGGAUAUCGUUUUCGUCGUAAUGUUAAUGAAACAGAGGACAAUACUGAUUUACCAAUCGAUACCGUCUACGAAGAAUCAUUUUUCGAUUUUGGUCUUGAUCAAUUAGAUAAUGAAAUGGACAUUAUGGUGGAUAAUAUGAUACAAAAUGUUAAAGAUAUCACAAACGAUAUUAAAAAUUCGACAACAAAUGGAAAUACAACUAUAUAUAUAAUUAAUAAUAAUUAUUGUGAUCCAAAAAGCGAUUGUGAUGAGCAGCAACCACCAGUCCAAAAUACAGAAGACAACCCGCCUGCAAUAAACGCUACAAACAUAAACGAAGGAAGCUAUAGCUCAGAUAAACAGCUCCCAGUUCAAAAUAGUGAAAUUAACCCAUCUCCGAUAAACGCUGCAAACAUAAAUAACGGAAGUUAUAUCUCGGAUAAACAGCACUCAGUCCAAAAAAGAGAAGCUAACCUACCUCGGAUGAACGGAAAAAACAUAAAUAAAAAAAACUAUAGAAUAAAUAAGCAGAAUUUAACCCUAAAAGAAGAUUACGUGGAUAACCUUAGCAUAUCAACGGAAUUAUUUUACGACACCAAUAAAAAUGAAACAAACAAACCACGAGUAUGGCAAAAAUUGUUCCAAAAAGAAAUCAUCAAAAAUGGUGAAGGGCGUGGAAAUCGUGACGACGACAAAAACAAUAGCGAAGGAAACUUAGACUACUCCUAUUACUUGAAUAGAUAUUUCACAAACAACGGCAAUCAAUCCGAUAUCGACUAUAUUGACAACAAUAAUAGAACUAAAGAUAGCUACAUUCCCUCCCAUUUAGAAUUCAAAAACAAUAAUGACAGUGGCGUGGUCUUAUUAUUUUAA
This is a messenger RNA of Cinara cedri, 940 nucleotides long. NCBI's taxonomy places the organism in Eukaryota, Metazoa, Arthropoda, Insecta, Hemiptera, Aphididae. The record is from the annotation of a GenBank genome assembly.